Messenger RNA from Microthlaspi erraticum, 984 nucleotides. NCBI's taxonomy places the organism in Eukaryota, Viridiplantae, Streptophyta, Magnoliopsida, Brassicales, Brassicaceae. The record is from the annotation of a GenBank genome assembly.
AUGGCUGAUCAACCUCCAAAUCCUCAAAGAAGAAUCAAACUUCGCGAUGGUAGAUACUUGGCUUACAAGGAAAGAGGUGUCUCCAAGGAUGAUGCCAAGUUCACCAUCGUUCUUGUUCAUGGAUUUGGAAGCUCCAAAGACAUGAACUUCAAUGUCUCACAAGAGCUUGUAGAAGAAAUUGGGAUAUACUUUGUGCUAUAUGAUCGAGCUGGCUACGGAGAAAGCGACCCAAAUCCGAAACGGUCGUUGAAGAGUGAAGCCUGCGAUGUUCAAGAACUCGCGGAUCGGUUACUGAUCGUAUCAAGAUUUUAUUUGAUCGGAAUCUCGAUGGGCUCGUAUACUGUUUGGAGUUGCCUCAAACACAUUCCUCAAAGGUUAGCAGGAGUGGCGAUGGUGGCUCCGGUGGCGAACUACCGGUGGCCGUCGAUUCCAAAGAGUUUGAUGAAAAACGAUUACAGAAGAGAAGUGAUGAAAUGGGCUUUUUGGAUUGCUAACUAUUUUCCGGGACUUCUUCAAUGGUAUGUGACUCAAAACAUGUUUCCUUCAACUUCGAUGCUAGAGAAAAACCCUAUCUACUUCAACGACCAGGACAUCGAAAUCCUCAAGCACACCAAAGGCUUCCCAAUGCUUACUAAGGAGAGGUUACGAGAACGCGGCGUUUUUGAGACGCUGAGAAGCGAUUUCCUGGUAGCGUUCGGCGAGUGGGACUUCGACCCGGCGGACUUACCCGACCCGUUCCCAUCCGAACCCGAGAAGAGCCUUUCUUCUGUUCAUAUAUGGCAAGGCUACGAAGACAAGGUGAUGCCGUUUCAGCUGCAAAGAUGCUUGUGUCGCAAGCUACCGUGGAUUAAGUACCAUGAGGUCCCUAAAGGAGGCCACUUGAUCGUGCACUACGACGGCGUCUGCGACGCGAUCUUGAAAUCGCUUCUUCUAGGAGAAGAUCUUCCAAUGUACAGACCCAAAGCUAUGAUCACUGAACCUUAG